AUGGCGUCCAAGGAAGAUGUAAAAUUCCAAACUCUCGAUGGGUUCUUCCUUGGAGGACGUUUGUAUCCUGCUGCUCAAAGAGGCCCUGCAAUUAUUUUGACCCCGGGUUACAACACCAUCGUCGAGAACUUCCCGGCAGGACUAGAGCAAGAAUUUCAAAAAGCUAACAUUACGGCACUGUCUUAUGAUCCACGCAGUACGGGGGGCAGUGGGGGUCUUCCGCGCAACGACAUCGAUCCAUUCAAGCGGGUGGAAGACUAUUCGGACGCACUCACCUACCUUAGUACGCUGCCCAUAGUAGAUGCCAACGCAAUUGUCUUUUGGGGAGUGUCACUGUCAGCAGCAAUCGUCCUGGCUGCGGCGUCUGUUGAUCGGCGCGUCGCUGCCGUCAUCUCGGUUGCACCGGUCUUCGACUAUAAGCCCAUGCACGCGCUCAGCCCUAACCAGCUCAAGAUCAAGAUGAUGAAGGAUCGCAUGUCUCAAAUGCUGCAUGGCCAUCCACAGUACAUGCUGUCUAUUGCCGCGUCCCUCGCCCAGGUGCCAUUCAAAGCACAUUUCACCAGUAACCACACCCCCGACCGAGCAUGGAGCCAUAAUUCAUACGAAACAACCAUGCAAUCAUACUAUCGUAUGUUCCUCUUCGAACCGGUGCCUGAGGGUGUUGUCCACUCCAUUUCCCCGAUACCUUUGAUGUUUGUGACCCCCGAGCUGGAUCAGAUUUCACCCCCAGAGCGACAGAGCGCCGUCUUCAAGGCUCUUCCUGGCCCAAAGCGACAAAUCUUUGCCCCUGGGAAAGAACAUCUGUUUGUCAUGCACGGUCCCGAGAUGCCCUCGCUAGUCCGCAGUCAGAUCGAGUUCAUCUGGCAGGCUGUGCGAGGCCAUCUGAAACCGACUCCACGAGGGCCGGAUCCGACCUGGUGUUAG
Penicillium alfredii is the source of this 924-nucleotide messenger RNA. Its product is annotated as alpha/beta hydrolase. The transcript is spliced from 3 exons. The record is from RefSeq and is a predicted model, not a curated record. Bases 1 to 924 code for a protein of 307 amino acids. Lineage: Eukaryota; Fungi; Ascomycota; Eurotiomycetes; Eurotiales; Aspergillaceae.